AUGGCCGACUCGAGCAACCAGCCUGCGUCGCCGGCCAAGGCCCGCGUCGAGGCCGUGAGCCCGGUCGAGGCCAAACUCAGCGUGUGCACGAUCGACACCAAGCCCGAAGACGACGAGUUCGACUCGGAUUUGGGGACGCCGACGUCGCCCAAGGACGCCUUUGGCGAGGACGAGCGCGAGCCCGGCGGCAUGUUUGCCAACCACGUCUUCUACGGUCCGUCGGGCCACAAGGACUCGGAGCAUGUGCUCCAUGACACGCGCCGCGUCGAACUCAACCACCCCAAGCUCAAGCUGCCGUACUUUAAGAGCGAGCCGCAGGACGCGGGGCGCAUGUCCGUCAUCUACGGCGGACCGCAGUCGGUCACAGAGCUGCCGCCUGCGCGGCGGUCGGUCAUGACGAUGGCGCGCUCCAACUUGCCCAAGAUCUCGAAGAGUUUGCCGGGCCUUCCGAGCUUUCUGAGCCGCACGAAGAAGGCGCCUACCGACACGGACCACGCGAUGGCGUUCUGCGACGGCUGCGGCGAGCACCCGAUCAAGGGCACCGUGUGGUCGUGCUCGGUGUGCGUCAACUACAACCUUUGCGGGCUCUGCUACUCGCAAGGCAUCCAUGGGCUAGAGAACACGCCGGCGAUGACCAUGUACCAAGAACUCACGAUCCACGACAAGCUCAAGAAGCGCUGCAAGGCGAUGACGUCUGAGUUCCUCGGGGUGCUCUUCCGCGACAUUUGCAAGAUGCAACCGGGCAAGUUUGAGCACCUCGGCAACUGGCUCGCGGGCAUCAUCGACAAGAAGACGGACGCGUCCAAGAUCAUUGCGCGCGGCGUCGAAAUCCCUGGCUUGAGCGUCGAGAUCCGCCAAAACUUUAUGGGACUGCUCAUGCCGCUCGUGUCGAACCGGACCGACAUCCAAGUGUACGUCGAGUGGGUCCCGGACGAGGCGGGCCCGAACCUCGAGAAGCUUCGGAUCUGGAUGUCGGACCAGAAGACGCGCACCAAGACGCCGUUCUCGCAAGCGGUGGCCCAGUCGGUCGGUGCCCAGUAG
Saprolegnia diclina VS20 is the source of this 1041-nucleotide messenger RNA. RefSeq lists its product as hypothetical. Gene Ontology annotation, biological process: aggrephagy; endosome organization; mitophagy. The record is from RefSeq and is a predicted model, not a curated record. Bases 1 to 1041 code for a protein of 346 amino acids. Gene Ontology annotation, molecular function: protein kinase C binding; K63-linked polyubiquitin modification-dependent protein binding; zinc ion binding. The transcript has a single exon. Lineage: Eukaryota; Oomycota; Saprolegniomycetes; Saprolegniales; Saprolegniaceae. Gene Ontology annotation, cellular component: aggresome; amphisome.